This is a messenger RNA of Dunckerocampus dactyliophorus (ringed pipefish), 1974 nucleotides long. It is a transcript of the gene irx5a, whose product is annotated as iroquois homeobox 5a. Lineage: Eukaryota; Metazoa; Chordata; Actinopteri; Syngnathiformes; Syngnathidae. The record is from RefSeq and is a predicted model, not a curated record. The transcript has 3 exons. Gene Ontology annotation, biological process: neuron differentiation; regulation of transcription by RNA polymerase II; cell development. Gene Ontology annotation, molecular function: RNA polymerase II cis-regulatory region sequence-specific DNA binding; DNA-binding transcription factor activity, RNA polymerase II-specific. Gene Ontology annotation, cellular component: nucleus. Bases 364 to 1797 code for a protein of 477 amino acids.
CGAGAGGAGGAGGAGCAUGCUGUGCAGCGGGGUAGGCUCCUCAAUUUCCAACUUAGCAUCUUGGCAUUGAGGACAUUUUCCCAUGCAGGCAGAGCCCCCCCUCCCCUGUAGUCUGACUGCAUGCUCACCAAAAAAUAGUCAUGAGAGUGGACGAGCAACUUUCAUAGAAGGAAAGCAACAAAGUGGACUGAUAAGAAGAAAGAGUUCUUUUUUGGCUGUUUUUUACCGUAAGGAGCAAGAAAAGGGAGGUGGGGGAAAGGGGCCAGAAGGUCCUCACACACACAGCUGUCUCUAUGCGCCCCUGAGGUCCUAAAAAAGUAAGAAAAAGGAAAAGUGGAGGGGGCAAAGUGAGCUGCAGCAGCUAUGGCGUAUCCUCAGGGCUACUUGUACCAGCCGUCAGCCUCCCUGGCCCUCUACUCGUGUCCCGCAGCCUACGGCACCAGCGUCAUAUCGGGACCCAGGACCGAGGAGCUCGGCAGGUCCUCCUCCGGGUCCGCGUUCGCGCCCUAUGCCGGAUCCGCCACCACCGCCGCCGCCGCUAACACCGCCGCUGCUGCCGCGUCCGCAGCUGCAGCAGCAGCCGCCGCCGCCGCCUUCAGCGGAGGCUCGCCAGGGUACAACUCGCACCACUUACCGUACGGCGCGGACGCGGCGGCGGCUGCUGCGGCCACCUUCACCUCGUACGUGAGUUCCCCCUAUGACCACACGACAGGCAUGGCAGGCUCCAUAGGCUACCACCCUUACGCAGCGCCCCUGGGCACCUACCCGUACGGUGACCCGGCCUACCGCAAGAACGCCACCCGGGACGCCACGGCCACCCUGAAGGCCUGGCUCAACGAGCACCGCAAGAACCCGUACCCCACCAAGGGCGAGAAGAUCAUGCUCGCCAUCAUCACGAAGAUGACCCUCACCCAGGUGUCUACCUGGUUCGCCAACGCCCGCAGGAGACUCAAGAAGGAGAACAAGAUGACGUGGACGCCCCGGAACCGCAGCGAGGACGAGGAGGAGGACGAGAACAUCGACCUGGAGAAGAAUGACGAUGAUGAGCCUCCUCAUAGUAAUAAUAACAAACAAGACAAGACUCAAGAUUCAUCAGAUACUGAAGCAGAUGCCAAAAUGCUGCACCCGGUGGACUGUGACAGGUUCAAAGAGGACACCAUACACGGCAAGGACGUGGACCCCCUCCUGAGCGACUCGGAGUCCAAAGACCAGGAGGAGCGGACUACCACAUCCGAGUUGUUAUUGGAUUCUGCCGGUAAGGCCACCACGUCGUCCCCCUCGGCGGCGGGGGUCGUGGUAGUGGUGGGGAGCCGCGGACCCCAGGACAAGCCGUCGGACUUGAGCCUGCACGCCCCCACCUCCGUCAUCCACUCGCCGCCUUCUGCGCCCAAACCCAAACUGUGGUCCUUAGCGGAGAUCGCCACCUCCUCGGACCGGUGUAGAAGCAGCAGUGGCGAGGCACAGCGAGGAGGAGGCGGGGAGCAGCAGCAGCCUUGCUCCGCCGUCAUGGGCCCCGCUGCGGUGUCUCCUCCGCGGUCCUCUCCGCAGUGCGGCGUCCUUUCCCGGCCUCUGUACUACACGUCGCCCUUCUAUCCGGGCUACACGAACUAUCACGGGGGCACUUUUGGACACCUCCACGGCAGCCCGGUCACCACAGGCUCCCCCAGCACGGCGCACUUCAAUGGAUUAAACCAGACUGUAUUAAAUAGAGCAGAGGCUUUGGUGAGGGACAAAGUGAGGGUAGAUCUUUGUAAAGACUCCCCUUACGAACUGAAGAAAGGUAUGUCAAACAUUUAACAACUCCAACUGUGGACUAUUUUAAUUUAUUUCUUUUUUUGGGAAGGUUGCAAAACAUUACUGAACAUUAUCACACCCUAAUGGAAAUGUUGAGUUUCUCAAAUGGUGUAACAAGGAUGAUGGUCUUAUAAUGGCUGCAGCCGCCGGAAGUGAUUUGUAUUAAAAGACUAACAUGUA